AUGGCAUCUGAAGGCGCACCACCCACCCCAAACAAAUUGGAGGUGGCGCUUUUCCUAGCUGCUAGUCAGGGUUACGACACGAUCGUCAAAUUGUUAUUGACCACGCCCGGCGUGAAUUUGAACUGCACAGACCCAGACAACCGAACGCCUGUCGCCUGGGCUGCGGACGAGGGGCACGAGAAUGUACUUCAACUGCUGCUUGAAACAGGCUCUGUUGAGCUCAAUUCGCAAGAAUCUAAGAACGGUUUAUCUCCCCUAUGCUCGGCUGCCAAAAAGGGACAUACAGGGGUUGUGCGUCGUCUGCUGGACUGUCCUGGUGUGGACAUUAAUCUUCCAGAUUCCAAUGGGCAAACGCCUUUGUCCUGGGCUGUUGAGAAUGGUCAUACUGCAAUAGCCCAGAUGCUUCUGGGCGCUGGCAGUGAUCCGAACACUCCAGACCCUAGUGGACAAACUCCUCUGUCUUGCGCGGUGGCAAAGGGAAACCAGGAAAUUGCCGGGGUCUUGCUGGGAAAUGGGAUUGUCCAAUGCAACACCCCUGAUUCAAACGGACUUACUCCUCUAUGCUGCGCUGUGAAUCAAGGGCACCAAGGAAUCGUGGGCCUGCUUCUGGGCCGCAGUGAUGUCGAACCGAACACGCCAGAUAGUGAUGGAUACCCGCCACUGUGUCGAGCAAUCGCAAAGAGAUCUUUAGGAAUGGUGCAGAUGCUUCUCAGGCGCGGUGAUGUCGACCCCAACGUUCUGGAUCCCGAUGAGGAGACGCCCCUAUCACGGGCCGUGGAUAAAGAACAUGAGGAGAUAGUGAAGAUGCUUAUACAACGCCCUGAUCUUGACCCAAACACCAAAAACUUUAGCGGACAAACACCAUUGUUCUGCGCUGUAGAAAUGGCCCAUCAUGUAAUGGUUCAGAUUAUUCUAGCGCAUAGUAACGUUGAUCCUGACAUUCCAGAUCCCAAUGAACAAACGCCAUUGUCUUGUGCUGUCGAACGAGAGGAGCCCGAGAUAGUAAGGCAGCUGCUGAGAGCGGGUGCUGACCCGAGUGUCGUGGAUAAGAAUGGCAGAAUGCCACUUUCUCGAGCCGCAGAGAAGGAGAACCCGGAGAUGACCAGGCUUUUAUUGAGAGCCAAGGCGGACCCAGAUGCCGCUGAUGUGACCGGAAGGAUACCACUGUCUUACGCCGUGGAAUCCGGACACCUGGAGAUAGUCAGAUUCUUGAUAAAGGCUAAAGCUAAUCCAGAUCUGGGAGACGACGACGGGAAGCUACCCUUGUAUUUCGCAGUUGAAAGAGGAGAUCACGACAUAGUCCAUAUGCUGCUGAAAGCUAGGGCUAACCCAGACCUCGCAGAUGUCAACGGAAGAGUACCACUGUCUCUUGCCGCAGAAAAGGGGGACCAAGAGAUCGUUCAGUUGCUACUAAAGGCAAAGGCAAGGCCUGAGGCGAAAGACAAAAAAGGACGGACGCCGCUUCUAUGGGCAGCAGACAAGGGAUUUAUGGAAGUAGUAUGGCUUUUGCUUUCCACCGGCAAAGUUAACGUCGAUUUUGCUGAUGAUGCUGGUUGCACUCCACUAUGGUGGGCGGCUCGUCAUGGGCAUUUACCCGUUGUGCGGCUGCUGUUACGAAGCGGAGCAGAUAUCGAACGACAACCGCAGGUCGAUGAUGGAGGGGGAAGCAGGUUCGGGAGUCCAUUAUUCCAAGCUGGCCGAAAGGGCCACUUGGACGUGGUCAAAUACCUGUUGAAAAAGGGCGCUGAUGUCAACGCGGCGAACGGCGAAGAUGAAAUUUCACUGUUAUUAUCACUCAUGAAUGAACGAGCCAGACACGGCAGGGACAUCAUUGGCUUGAUAUUGCAGAAAGGAGCAGACGUCAAUUUCGCCGACAAGUUGGGACAAACGCCCCUCGACAUAGCUACGAAGCAAAACGACCUGGAAUUGAUGAAAUCAUUGAUUGAGAGUGGCGCCGAAAUCGACUCGAUGACGGAGGAAGGUGCAACCCCAUUGCACCGAGCAAUAAUCAAUGAGCGCGAAGAUAUAGCGGAGGUAUUGCUAGACCAUGGUGCGGAUCCAGAGGCACAGGAUCAUCUAGGCGAUUCCCCUCUUCAUUUUGCAGCUGCGAGUGGUCGGCGUAAGAUGGUUGAACUACUUUUGGACAAGGAUGUUGAUAUCAACGUCACGAACUACACCGGGGAUACGCCUCUGCAUAAGGCCGCUAGUCACGGCCAUCGAAAAAUGGUGGAGUUCCUGCUCCAAAAUGGAGCUGAACUUGAAAUGCGAGACGACUACCGGCAAACGGCGUUGCACAAGGCGGUUGGCGCUAAGCACCAUAUCCUGCGACUGCUUGUCAAUCGAGAUGCCGAUGUCCUCGCAAAAGAUAUGUAUGGCAAGACAGUGCUCCAUCUAGCUGCGGAAGCCGGGUUGAAGGAGGAUGUGCAUUUCCUGAUGGGCCAUGGAGCUGCAACAGAUGGUAGGGAUGGCAAGGGACGGACUGCCCAGGAUUUGGCUCGAAUUGAAGGACACAACGAGGUCGCGGAACUUUUUAACAAGAUGGCGCUGGUUCUCGCGGAUCAAUCUUCUGAUUAA
Aspergillus puulaauensis is the source of this 2574-nucleotide messenger RNA. RefSeq names its product ankyrin repeat domain-containing protein. NCBI's taxonomy places the organism in Eukaryota, Fungi, Ascomycota, Eurotiomycetes, Eurotiales, Aspergillaceae. Gene Ontology annotation, biological process: protein localization to ciliary inversin compartment. Gene Ontology annotation, cellular component: ciliary inversin compartment. Gene Ontology annotation, molecular function: protein binding. Bases 1 to 2574 code for a protein of 857 amino acids. The record is from RefSeq and is a predicted model, not a curated record. The transcript has a single exon.